AUGGAGACCGACACUGUCAUCGUCGGCAAUGGGCCGUCGUCCAUGAUCCUGUCAUACAUUCUUCAUGGUCACAUUCCGUUCUACUCGCGGAACCCCCCGCAUCCAGAUUCUCUGCUCGAUUCCAAGUUGCAGAACAACCCCAACCUACUAAAUGCCGACGUCGACGCGCUUACCGCGCAUUUCGCGGCUUCUCGGUUAUCCUACUCUACCCAGGCUCUACCAGUGAAUGUCCUGCUGGAUACCCUGGUGCGACCGAGCGUCGAUGUCGAUGAAUCCGGCUCCACGUCAAAUAUCGAGUGGCGGCAUGUGCCUGAAAAGGCCGUCUCCCACCUCGUAUUCGGCGACGCGCCUCGUCCGGGAGGUCAAUGGACCGAGGAUCCUCACGGGGCGAGCUGGGAUAUUCAGACUUUGAGUUAUGCGGCCAUGUUAUCCUUGCCGGGCUACUCGUUUGCCGAUCAUCACCGACAGGCAACUGGUCAGGAUCUACCACCAUUUACCCGACCGACCAGACGUGAGAUUGCCGACUACUUCCAGGCUUACCCCGCAGCCGUCCAUGUCGAUGAUGUCUUUCGAUGUGGUGAACAACUGAGUGGCAUCUCCCGCACCGCGGACGGGUUCUUUAUACAAUCUCACAACCUCCACUGCAAGCGAUUGGUGCUCGCAAGUGGCAUUUUCUCCGAGAUUCUUCCACCUCCACCCAUGCUACAACCACUACUUCAAACACAGAUCACGCCGGAUGUACCUUUACUGGUAAUUGGGUCUGGAUUUUCUGGCGCGGACGCUAUCAUUUCUGCAUCAAAGAACCAGAAGAUUUUGCAUGUCUUCAAAUGGUCUCCCGAAGAUCGCCCGUCACCACUUCGGGGUUGUCAUCAACAGGCAUACCCAGAAUAUGCGGGUGUAUAUCGAUUAAUGAAGAGGGCUGCCCUUGCAGCCGCAUCAGAAGGUAAAAGCCAGCGGCCAAAAUACCGCCGUGGCACUUCGACAGGCUUUUUGGAAAGCCGCAAUUGGGACGAAGUGUAUGAGGGGUUGUCCAAUGUUGAAAUCAUUGAUGUGAAGACGAAAGAUGACAUGGCCGAGGUCACCUUCCGUCGACAGGACGGUUCCACCUUCUCACGGCCCGUCCGGGGCCUCGUGUACGCAGCUGGUCGGCGAGGUACUCUGUCCUAUCUCGACUCACAACUUCGCACGGAGGUACUAGGCCAUGACAAGGUGAACAACGUAGCCAUCUCAGGCCAAACACUCCGGGCGAAAGCACUUGAAGAUUUGGAAGUCGCCCCGGAUGUCUAUAUCAUCGGUAGUCUGACGGGCGAUUCACUAGUCCGCUUUGCAUACGGCGGCUGCGUGGCGACCGCAGGGCAUCUACUGGGUAGCAAGGACGGUGAGCGAGAAUCACGAAGCAUAUGUAGCAGCGUGGUCUCAACAAGACCGCAAUCCGCAUCACUACAAGUGAUGAAUGGAAUGGACGGUCAUCAUAUCUACCCAGCCAAUGGGACUGAUUUGACUCGAGAGGAUACCUUGAGCAAAGUCUCUACGGCCCCCGCACCGACGACUGUACAGAGCUGGUGGACAACGAUAGUGCAUUUGUGGAGGGACUUGACACAAUAG
Molecule: messenger RNA, 1605 nt
Organism: Penicillium cataractarum
Lineage: Eukaryota; Fungi; Ascomycota; Eurotiomycetes; Eurotiales; Aspergillaceae
Exons: 2
Coding region: 1-1605 (534 amino acids)
Source: RefSeq, a predicted model, not a curated record